GUCGCCGGCGGUCGCUUGUUGCCUUCUCCCCAGCCUCGAACUUCCAUCCGCCGUUCAGGCCCCCGGACCAGCAAUGCGGUCGCUCUCUGCCUUGGUCGCCCUUGCGCUCGCCUUCGGUGCUGCUGCAGUCCCCUCGACCGCGGUGCACAAGGUCAAGGAAAACGUCGUGUCCCCGCGAGGAUGGACGAAGCGCGCCCCGGCCCCGUCUGACCACAUCAUCGAGCUCCGCAUUGCUCUCCCCCAGCCCAAGUUCGACGUGCUCGAGAAGCAUCUCUACGAAGUCAGCGACCCCUUCCACGAGCGCUAUGGCCAGCACUUGACGAAGGAGGAGGUUGAGGCUCUCGUCGCUCCCGAGGCCGAGAGCAUUCACCUCGUCAACGAAUGGCUCGCAUCGCACGGCAUUUACGAGGACGACCUCGCCCGCUCUCCAGCCAAGGAUUGGGUCCAUAUCAAGGUCCCUGUGUCCCUCGCGGAGGAGAUGCUCAAGACUGAAUACCACAUCUGGACCCAUGACGCGUCCGGGGACUCGGUCAUCCGCACGACGUCCUACAGCCUUCCCGAGCACCUACACGAGCACGUCGAGCUUAUCCAGCCCACGACCGUCUUCUCGCGGACAAAGUCCCUCAAGACAUCCUUCCGCUUUUCCGAGGCACAGGAGAAGUCCGUCGCCAUCGCCGCGAACGCGCCGCCCAUCAGCGUGCCCUCCGCGUCGGGCGGCCACGUCGACGCGUCCUGCAACCAGACUAUCACGGUCACGUGCAUCCUGGAACUCUACAACGCCGUCGGCUUCAAAGCGUCCGCGACGAACGGGAACCAGAUCGGUAUCACCGGCUACCUCGAGCAAUUCGCGAACAUCCAGGACCUGCAGACGUUCUUCGCGGAGCAGAGGCCCGACGCGCUCAACUCGACGUUCAAGACCAUCCUCAUCAAUGGCGGCGAGAACAACCAGACCCUCGACGAGGCUGGCGCUGAAGCCAACUUGGAUACCCAGUUCGCCUACGGCCUCACGUUCCCUACCCCGGCCACCUUCUAUUCGACAGGUGGCAGCCCCCCAUUCAUUCCCGACGUGCUCACACCCGACGACUCGAACGAACCGUACACGGAGUGGCUUGAUUUCGUCCUGAAGCAGAAGACUCUGCCGCAGACCAUCUCCACUUCCUACGCUGACGACGAGCAGACUGUGCCCGUCAGCUUCGCCAAGCGCGUCUGCGCCGGGUUUGCACAGCUCGGCGCUCGCGGUGUCUCUCUGACAUUCUCUUCCGGUGACGGUGGUGUCGGCGAUGGUGAGGAGGACCCGGCGCUCCAGGAAUGCUUCACCAACGACGGGCGCAACGUGACGCGCUUCGUCCCGCUCUUCCCCCCUUCGUGCCCCUUCGUGACAGCGGUGGGCGGCACCAUUCACGUUCCUGAGACGGCCGUCUUCUUCUCUGGCGGAGGCUUCAGUGAUGUUUUCCCCCGCCCGGCAUACCAGCAGCUCGCUGUUUCCAAGUUCCUCAACAAGCUCGCGCCCGGCACGUACGCGGGUCUCUUCAACCCUAACGGCCGCGCCAUCCCCGACGUCGCCGCCCAAGCCGACCUCUUCCGCAUCUUCCUCUCCGGGCGCCCCGUCUCCAUCGGCGGCACCUCCGCCGCGGCGCCGACGUUCGCCUCCAUCGUCUCGCUCCUCAACUCCGCGCGCAUCUCCAAGGGCCUGCCCUCGCUCGGCUUCCUCAACCCGCUCAUCUACGCGCUGCAGGCGACCGACCCCAGCGUCUUCAACGACAUCACCACCGGGAACAACCCCGGCUGCGGCACGCCCGGGUUCAACGCGACCGAGGGCUGGGACCCCGUCACGGGUGUGGGCACCCCCAACUUCGGGAAGCUCAAGGACAUCGUCACGUUCGACUUCGCGGACGUCCUGACGAACGCGGCCAAGUUGGGUGCGUGAGCGUUUGGCGUUCGGGUGUGUAGGGCUCAGGCACCACUGGGGCUGCACACGACUACAGUGCGUACGUAGGUGCUGCCGGGGAACCGCACGGCAGGGGCGAGGAGAUUGAGAUGUACCAAAAACGUCAAAUUGUCAUCGUACGACGCCAGUCGACGUAACCCGCUUCGCUGCGUGCUUAUCGUCCAGCUCGCACGCGCGCCGCGUGGGCUCCGUGGUGUUCAUUUGCAUGCAUGGGGAAGGUACGUGCAGCGAGCGGUCGAGUUCCGCGAGAAAGCAGCGACUGAACGCCGACGCUAAAGAAAGCAGCAAGGACGGGAUGCGACGCUAAGAAUAAGUCGUCUAUACAACACUGAGAUUAG
Dichomitus squalens LYAD-421 SS1 is the source of this 2286-nucleotide messenger RNA. Its product is annotated as tripeptidyl peptidase A. NCBI's taxonomy places the organism in Eukaryota, Fungi, Basidiomycota, Agaricomycetes, Polyporales, Polyporaceae. Gene Ontology annotation, biological process: proteolysis. The transcript has 9 exons. The record is from RefSeq and is a predicted model, not a curated record. The coding region runs from base 74 to 1927 and encodes 617 amino acids. Gene Ontology annotation, molecular function: tripeptidyl-peptidase activity; serine-type endopeptidase activity.